GUAGGAUCGGAAAAUAUUGUAUGUAAAGACAUCAGUAUGCGGGGGGAACUUGCCUCGGAAGGUGCUUCUCGAAAGGGAAUAUUAUCUGUAUAAAAUCUCAGCAGUGAUUGAAUAUCUCGAAGAGAAAAACAUCCAUUGUCUGCAAAAUUAGAAUCGAGAACUGUCUAAGACAUGGCAGUCAACCUUCUUCAAUAUCUUCGCUCCAAUAGCCAGGUUGACUUUGACAGUCAGGAUGUUGAACUCUCGCAAUCGCUGGGCCCAUUUGUUGAUUGCACCUCAAAUCAAAUUGAUGGGUAUUAUGAAGCCACCCUUCCCCGCCGAGCGGAAUUGGUGAAGCAGUCGGCUAUUUUGGCUGAAGAGUUCACCUUGGAGUUUCCUGGAGUCACCUAUGAGGAAGUUGCCGUUGAGGUUGCCUUGACAAGUAUUGCCUUAACCUUAGCUCCACACAUCACAGGUUCUAUUUUCGUGAUGGCUAAUCCCGUCUUUGCGUACUCAACGGAGAAGGUUUAUGAAAAUGCAAAGCGCAUAUACGCCAUUACCCGAAAACUGCAGCCUUCGUUUGACCUGGCUAGACUCUGCAUCAAGGUCCCUGCAACUUGGGAGGGUCUCCAAGCAUGUCGACAGUUGAAAGAUAUUAACAUCAAAACACUGGCAACGACCGUGUUUACUUUGGAGCAAACAAUCCUUGCCGCAGAAGCUGGAUGCAUUUACGUUUCCCCUUUCGGACAUGAGCUGCGAGCUCUUCUUGAUGAAAAAUACACGGACGAUGGCCCAUAUCUCAAUGUGCCGCUAGAGGCCCAGAAAUACUAUCAGACAUAUUCGUAUUCAACAAGAGUCAAAGCGGCUGGGCUGAACAGUGUGGAAGAAGUCCUUCGUCUCUCAGGAGUAGAGGCAAUCACAAUCCCUGCAGAUGUGUUGAAAACACUCGCGACGACGGAGGCAGACGAGGAAAGUUUGAAGAAGAAAUCAAUCUUCAAUACUACAGAAUAUCAAACCCUUCACCUGGAAAAGGUAUCAUUCAUUGAUGACGAAGAUAAGUACAGAAAGGCGUUUGGGGAGCGAGAUAAUGGAAAAGGUCAGGAGCGAACAACUCAGGCGAUUGAGAUUUUCAGUGAAUAUGAACUCAAGGCUGAGGAGGUUAUGAAAAAUGUUCGAUCUGGACAGUAGGCGCAUAACAAUUACAGCGUCAGAGGAAUUGGAUAGCUUGUGGACUUGUAGUUUCAUACACUGGUCGUCCUGUUGCUGCAGUACAUUUUGGCAUUAUGUCGAUCAAAAGUAGCCUGAUGUUGUCUGUUUGUAAUAAAUUCAACUUGGCUUUACUACUUGUCAGGUACUUACAUCAUGAGGAUGAUGAGCCAGCUGUGCUAACAACCUCGAAACCUACAAUUUGGUCUUAGAGGAGUGAAAAUAUCUCCUAGGUUAGAAGACCUUCAUUUCCCA
Messenger RNA from Xylaria bambusicola, 1440 nucleotides. RefSeq lists its product as uncharacterized. The record is from RefSeq and is a predicted model, not a curated record. NCBI's taxonomy places the organism in Eukaryota, Fungi, Ascomycota, Sordariomycetes, Xylariales, Xylariaceae. Gene Ontology annotation, molecular function: transaldolase activity. Gene Ontology annotation, biological process: carbohydrate metabolic process; pentose-phosphate shunt, non-oxidative branch. Gene Ontology annotation, cellular component: intracellular anatomical structure. Bases 172 to 1167 code for a protein of 331 amino acids. The transcript is spliced from 7 exons.